This is a messenger RNA of Mytilinidion resinicola, 276 nucleotides long. RefSeq lists its product as uncharacterized. The annotation marks the transcript as partial. Lineage: Eukaryota; Fungi; Ascomycota; Dothideomycetes; Mytilinidiales; Mytilinidiaceae. The record is from RefSeq and is a predicted model, not a curated record. The transcript has a single exon.
GAGGAUACCCUCUACAGAACUUCAGGUUUCCUCCAAGGUGCCCUACGAGGAGGCUGGCUGGAGUCCGUCGAGGGUGUCAUAAAGAUGCCGGAUAUUUCUCCUCGCGUCUUCAGCAUCUACCAGUACUGGGCGGAUACCGAUAGGCUCGACACUACCUUGGAAGCCCCAACACCAAACACUCUCGACGCCGAGUUCACCCUUUUGGUCUACUGUUAUAUCUUCGGAGAACGAAUCCUGGACUCUUGGUUCAAGGAUACCGUAAUAGACGCUCUUCUA